CUGAGGGAUAUGGCUAGACCCGUGAUUAUGAUGAUGCUGUGACACGCGGGUGUUGGGACAGCGAUCAAGGGCGGCUAGAAAUUUCAGAAGUGCAGGAUGCCGCAGGGGAGCGUUCAUUGGCAAGGGACACAGAGGCGAGCUUGCGGACCUGGUGCUCACUGGAACGUUCAGGUGGUAAAGGGAAAAGUAACAACGCGAUGCCUGUGGCACGCCUGCAAAGCCCUGGGAAUAGGCCUCCUACUGAUGCUAUUGGGUGCCUGCAUGGCUACGAUAGGCUACUACGCUGACCAGUUGUCCGUGGCACAGGAGAUUAGAGGGAAUAUCACCGUUAAAGUGAAGAAUGAAUCGAGGGGAUUUCACCUCAAUAAUCUGAGCUACGCCGGGCCAAUCGUCAUGGGUGUGGGAGGUUUCAUCGUAGUGGCAGCAUGUGUGAUGACCUUCGAGGCGCGCGAUAGCGCGGCAAAAGUCGUGCCGGCGCGAUUUCGCUUCAACCAGGGCUCGACGCUCAAGUACGCGCGCCACCAGCGGCCGCGUCGGUCAACCUCGAGUCAAACAACAAAGUGGGACCACCAAUUGGGUCUCUUUCGCGUGAACAGGACCCCGAGCCCGAGUACCCACGAGAUAUCCCGUAAAGCCCUCACCGCGGAGUUCGUGAGGUUCUCGAAGAACCUCGGGGACAAGGGAGUGCCGGAGCAUCCGAUUAAGAAGAGUCCUAGUGCACCGUCAUUAGUCAUGAAGAAGUCUCCGUCGAGACGGAAAACAUCGAAAUUCGCGGCAUGCGCGUUACUAAAUCCCGAGCUUCUGCAGAGGCACGCGGUUUCCGUGGAUAAUCCUGGGUACAGUCCUCCGAGGGUCAGUCGGGAGAGCUUGGAUAAUAAUAAGAUGAACGGCAGUCAAGUGUCCAUGGCGAUGGACCUCUAUAUACCAAAUAAAGGACCGGUUACGCUCAAGAUUAAGGACAGAUCGGACACUGCCAAACGCCAUCAGCUCCUUCGGCAGGGGAAAAUCGAGGACGUCGAGGAUGAAGAAGCUAAGAGAAUUCUGUCGAGGAGACAACAUCAUUCGGAUUCAAUAGCCAGCCCAAUGGGAGCUUACAGCCGAUAUCCACCCGACUUUGUGCCCCGCAAAAGAGCCUCAAUAGACCUCCGAUUGACGGAUGAAUACGGUGCCAUGGGUAUCCUGAGUCGCGGCAGUUCGCCCAGGGACUUCCGUAAAACCUCGUCCCCGAAUUUCCGUAACAUGUCGUUCGACAGGUCAUCAAGUAGAAAAGCCAGCCUCGAGUUCCGGCGGAGCCCGGACUUCCGUAGGGCUGACUACAGGCUAGUUACACUCAACGAUAAAUCAAUCACCAAACUUCUCGGUGUAUCUAAUUCUGCUGAAGUGAGGUCCAGGGCAAAUACCGGUGAGAGUAGACGACAGCGGCAGAAGCUUAAUCACUCAAAGUCCGAUGAUAACCGGAGGAGAUCUUUUGAUCGCCACAGGAGGGACUCUCAACAGGCCAGCAGACACUCACUCAACACACCAGUUGUUGUUGAAGGCUGCGGACCUGAAUAUGAAUUGAAGUACUUCACUAGUUUAUCAUUGGAGAAGGAGGAACGAAGAUCGAGUGUUACGGAUUCCAGUCACGUUGUGGAGAUUGAGGAGACGGAAGUUCAUGAUGCUAAUGUUUCGGAGGAAUGUAUCGCGGAUGAUGCAUUGCUGGAGGAGCCGGAGUUGGAGAACAUGAAUGAUGUGGAGGUGGGGAAGGAUGACGGAGCUUUGGAGGAUGAACGGCGGGAAAUCGAGCAGGACGGGGACUCGAGGGAGGUUCUGCUGAAGGUUGAGGAGUGAAGUACAUUGAAUCCUCAGGUUUGAGUCAUUGGUUUCCGGACGGAUGCCCCGUCUGCAGUUUAAGGGCUGCACUGGAAAAACUAAUGUCUGAUUGAGACGCUUUUGGCUCCAGAUUCAAGGCAUUUUUGGGGUCUGUAAUUUCGACAUUGGCCCAGUCAUUCCAGACCUUUUAGGGGUUUUGAAUUUAUGAUUUCGUAUUUCUUCUUCUGAAUUCUUCAUUCGUGUUCUCUCAAUGGUCGAUUGUGUUGCAAUUUGGAAUUAUGAAAAUACUGACGAAAAGUGGUUUCUUCAAAAUAACAUUUGACAUUUUCACGCCCUUCUGAUCCAGCAAUGGUACUACGUUUGAGUUAAUUUGGCAUCUCCAACCCUCCCAGUAAAUUCAGAACGUCAAUAAAUUUAAAGAAGAUAGAUAACUCACUAAACAUCUUAUGAUUCCAGGUCUUAAUGGGAUUAAUAUCUUGUAGUUCUGCCGUCAUAAAUGACUAAUGACUGAAUAGUCCUCAAGUGUCUUGAAUUGAGACAGAAAAAAAUGUCUUAAAUUUGGUGACUUGCACUUCAAGACAUUAUGAAAGUGUCUUGUCUAUCAAACGUCUCGUUUUUAUGAUUCAGCCAACCAGAUUUAUCAAUUGAUCGGGUCGACAAUUAAAAAAAGCGAGGGGUUCCUUCCAACGGAACUACAUUGAAUGCUAUUUGAAGCGAUGUCAAACGAAGUUGAAGCACCGACAAGUGAUACUCCUCUUUAAUACGCCCCAAGAUGGGCUGGGGGAUCUUGAAAGUCGGUGUUGAAAAAAAACACGUGAAGGAGAUUUUUGAAAUGAAAACUAGAGAAACAGACGAGUGAAAUCAUCACAGCUAUCAAGAGAUGAAUCGCGGAUGAUGUGCAUUAUUCAGUAAAAGCGAGUGUAAAUUUAUCUCGAGGGGGAAAAUGUCAUUUCCAGGUUUCGAAUGCGGAUAAAUGUGAAUUGAAGGCACUCGUGAUAAUGAGUCCACUCGUGAAACGACUCUGAUGACAUUUUCUGGGGAGAAUUUUCCAGUGCCAGCUAUAUCCAACGUCACGAAUUGCGUUUUUGUGAUGGGACAAUCAAUUUUUAAGAACGAAUGUUCGAUUUUUUGACGGAUUGUUUGUUAUCUCUCAAUUGUUCUCUUUCAUUUUGUCUUUCACCAUUUGUGGGUGAAGCUCAAACUGCCAUACGCAGAAGACGGGGGACAAUAGUCUUUCGGUUUGGUGACGGGAGGAGACGGAUGAAGGUGACAUGAUGGGGCACUCUUUCAAUUGGAUAAUGGAAGGAGCGGAUGUCAUUCACAUGGCCGUUCAGGAAAUGGGGUCGGGAGGUGCAUUGUGCAUGCUCUGGCCUACGGGGAAAUUCGAUUUUUGAGGCAUCCUGAUGUUUCGAAGAUUUUUAGAGGGGUUUUUUCAACGAAAGUUGCCAUUUUAUGUAAGAAAACAAUAUGCUCCACGCGAGAAUAUUUGAUGGAGUGGAACAGAUUUAAUUGAGGGAAAUUAACCAACUUGAUAGAAGAAAAUUUGAUAGCU
This is a messenger RNA of Diachasma alloeum, 3364 nucleotides long. RefSeq lists its product as uncharacterized. Bases 97 to 1830 code for a protein of 577 amino acids. The transcript has 7 exons. NCBI's taxonomy places the organism in Eukaryota, Metazoa, Arthropoda, Insecta, Hymenoptera, Braconidae. The record is from RefSeq and is a predicted model, not a curated record.